AUGGCCAACCCUCGAGUUGAAGAGCUCCCCGACGACGAGACCAAGACCAAGCCCACGGUCGAGGAACAGGAUGAGUCCAGCGACGAAUCCGAAGCUGAAGAGCUCGGCGAGGGUCUCCCCGCUGGCUCUACCGCCGUUGUCCACUCCCGCCAGGAGAAGAAGGCCCGCAAGGCUCUCGAGAAGCUCAACCUGAUCCGAGUUCCUGGCAUCACUCGUGUCACCCUCCGCCGCCCCAAGAACAUCCUCUUCGUCAUCAACAACCCCGACGUCUACAAGUCUCCCAACAGCAACACCUACAUUGUCUUUGGUGAGGCUAAGAUCGAGGACAUCAACGCCACCGCCCAGCAGGCUGCUGCCGCCCAGCUCGCCGCUGCUAACGCCGAGGCUGAGCACGCCGGCCACAACCACGAUCACGAUCACGACCACGACCACGAUCACGAUCACGACCAUGACCACGACCACGGCAAGGAGGGUGAGUCCUCUGAGGCCAAGAAGGAGGAGGAAGAGGAAGAUGAUGGUGAGGAGGUUGAUGCCGAGGGCCUCGAGGACAAGGAUAUCGAGCUCGUCAUGACCCAAGCCAACGUCAGCCGAAAGAAGGCCGUGAAAGCACUAAAGGAAAACGACAAUGAUAUUGUCAAUUCCAUUAUGGCGCUGAGUAUCUGA
Molecule: messenger RNA, 663 nt
Organism: Trichoderma gamsii
Lineage: Eukaryota; Fungi; Ascomycota; Sordariomycetes; Hypocreales; Hypocreaceae
Product: nascent polypeptide-associated complex subunit alpha
Exons: 3
Coding region: 1-663 (220 amino acids)
Biological process (GO): protein targeting to membrane
Cellular component (GO): nascent polypeptide-associated complex; cytoplasm
Source: RefSeq, a predicted model, not a curated record